Molecule: messenger RNA, 4062 nt
Organism: Sebastes umbrosus (honeycomb rockfish)
Lineage: Eukaryota; Metazoa; Chordata; Actinopteri; Perciformes; Sebastidae
Gene: vit
Product: vitrin
Exons: 23
Coding region: 281-2749 (822 amino acids)
Biological process (GO): extracellular matrix organization; positive regulation of cell-substrate adhesion
Source: RefSeq, a predicted model, not a curated record
AAGAGCUGGGUGCCUGAAGUGGGACGGGCAAAGAGGGGGAACUCUGGCCCCGUCUCGUUUCUCCACUUCUAAUGAGCGCUCCGGUCAUGCAGGAGUAAAAGUCCAGGUGGAACAGUUCAGCGUCUUGCACACUCGCUUGCAAUGAAAGAGUAAGGAUUCUGGUGGAAACUGCGCAGGGAAUUACUUUAUUUUAACGCCUGGAGGACUAUUUUACCUUCUCAGGGUUGGGAGGUUAGACGAGGACACCUGGCUGACCUGCUGAACCAGCACACCACCCAUCAUGAUCAGAGCAUCGCUCACUGCCAUCUGCUUCGCGCUCCUCCUGUCCUGUGCUUGCUGGGCCAAGCCUAACGGAUCAAAGAACAAGAAACCAAAGCAAGUCGUUCCAGCCAUCGAGUGUGAUGUCAGAGCAGGAAAGAUCAAUCUCCCAGAGUUCAUAGCCAAAUGUCCUGCACACUGUAAGGAGACAAAGCAGCAGGUCUAUGGGACAGGCGUGUUCGCCUCCAUCUCCAGCAUCUGCAACGCAGCCAUCCACAGCGGCAUCAUCACCAACACAGGAGGGAAGGUGAUAGUCAAGAAGAUGGCCGGGCAGAACAUCUACAAAGGCAGUAACUCUAAUGGCGUGCGCUCUCUGUCUCUACCUAAGUGGAGGGAGUCGUUCGUCGUCUCAGUGGGGAAGCCCAAGAAAGGAAUGAUCUACCCGUCUACUCUGGACUACGUCCCUUCAAGACCAACCUAUGUGAAAACAAGUCAAAAGGAGGCCAAAACGCCUGCGGUCACCACAGCGCUGCCUACGACAACAACACCUGAACCCACCACGACUACAACACCUGAACCCACCACGACCACAACCACCACCACACUGGCUCCCACCACCACCCCCACCACUACACCUCCACCAGCGCCCACUACUGCCAAGCCUCGAGCUGCUGUCCAUAAAGUCAGGGAUGCAGGCAGCAGUCACCCAUACCUUGCCUCAAGAGGGUCACAAAAUGGUCAAGGAAAGAGUCCCAGUCAAGUAAUCAGAGGAAGUGGCUAUCCGAGUAGAUUCCCACAACGUGCCAGUGCAGGUCUGCGCAGACCAGAGGCAGGGUCAGUCAUCAGGAGACAACCAUCCUCUCCAGUCGGCCCAGCUUUUAACAGGGUUCAGCCGGCUCCACCCGAUCGGACUCCAAUCGUGAGCCAGUCAAACCCUGCUUUUCCCAGAAGGGAUUGGGCGACUCCCUCCUUUCCUCGUCCUGAUUGGUUCCCUGGGGCUCGACGACCAGCAGAUGUUAGUUAUGCAGCUCCAGACUCAGGAUACACAUGGAGUGAGACGGACACACCUGAGAUUACAGCUCGGGAUCACAGGCCUGAUAUCUCAGAAUAUGAGCGCUGGUUUUAUAACUUUGGACCGUACCUUCCUCGCACCACUGACUCAGAUGGCAACCGUAAAGUGCCAUUGGAUACAACCCAUACUAGAGUGGAGCCAGUGGAUGCCUGGAAGCCAGACGCAAAUCUUUAUGAAUCAGGCUUCAACGUGAGGGAGCAGGAACCUGUACCCAGAGCACCUGAGCCUGCAUCACAGGGAGACCCAAAUUGUAAGGUGGACCUGGUCUUCCUAAUGGAUGGGAGCUGGAGCAUUGGGAAGAGGCGCUUUAAGAUCCAGAAGGACUUCCUGGCUGAGGUGGCUCAGGUCAUCAACGUGGGUGUGGCUGGACCCAUGAUGGGCCUCAUCCAAUACGGGGAUGACCCUGUAACAGAGCUCAGUCUGAAGUCUUACACCAACUCCAGAGAGGUGAAGUCCGCCAUAGAAAAGGUUACGCAGAAGGGAGGCCUCUCCAAUGUAGGAAAGGCCCUCUCCUACAUCAACAAGCACUACUUCAGUGAUGCCAGUGGGAACCGAGGAGGAGCUCCUAACGUGGCCGUGGUGCUGGUGGACGGCUGGCCCACUGACAAGGUGGAGGAGGCGUCUCGGCUCGCUCGGGAGUCUGGCAUCAACAUAUUCUUCGUCACCAUCGAGGGCCCCGAUGACAAUGAGAAACAAAACCUGGUCGAGACCAACUUUGUUGACAAGGCCGUGUGUCGGACCAACGGCUUCUACUCCCUGCCCGUGUCCAGCUGGUUCGCCCUGAGGAAGGCCGUGCAGCCGCUGGUGAAGAGAGUGUGUGACACAGACCGCCUGUUGUGCAGCAAGACCUGCCUCAACGCCAACGACAUCGCCUUCGUCAUCGACGGCUCCAGCAGUGUGGGGACUGGCAACUUCCGCACGGUGCUGCAGUUUGUGGCCAACAUCACGCGGGAGUUUGAGAUCUCUGACACCGACACGCGGGUCGGAGCUGUGCAGUACACCUACGAGCAGAGGCUGGAGUUUGGCUUCGGCCAGUACAACAACAAGGCCGAGCUGCUCAACGCCAUCAAACGCGUCAACUACUGGAGCGGCGGGACCAGCACUGGCGCUGCCAUCACCUACGCCGCAGAGCAGCUUUUCAGCAAAUCCAAACCCAACAAACGCAAGAUCAUGAUCGUCAUUACUGACGGGCGCUCUUAUGAUGACGUCAGGGUGCCUGCACUGGCUGUCCAUCGCCAAGGUGUGAUCGCCUACUCCAUCGGCAUCGCCUGGGCGGCCCAGGACGAGCUGGAGUACAUCGCCACAGACCCCGACAAGGAGCACUCCUUCUUCGUGGACGAGUUCGACAACCUCUACAAAUUCGUGCCCAAGAUCAUCCACAACAUCUGCCAGGAGUUCAACUCCCAGCCCAGAAACUGAGGACAAACGGGUGGGGGGGUAAGGGGUUUUAACAGAACGCUGAUGGUAAAUUUACUCACUCUGUUGCCCAGAUGGCAGCGCUAUAUUGGCUGCAGCACCGCCAUAUUUGAACAGAGAGAGGUUUUGAAUUUAGGUGAGUAUUAUGGGCUUAAAGUAAAUCGGCAUUCGGUCCCAAAUAUACAGACGGUGCUAACGGUAAAGGGUUUGCAUUCACAGUGACGUACUGACAUCUCAUGUGCACUGUGGUUGUUCUCUAGUGGUGCCAUAAAGAGAACAGAGUAUUCCUAAACAUUUAAUUAUCGUACUAAUAAGUCAUCCUUUGUAAAGGGUUUCUAAGUUGGAACUAGGGGUUUUAAAUCAUUUACAUGCUUUUUCGAUCAGUUAUAAACCAUUGAUCAGAACAACAUUUGGGUUGUAAAAUAUCCCCUCCUCUGGCAUGGAACGUUUUAGCUUUAUAGUUCCCUUUUUAGUUGACCUCAGACCUUAUGGAAAAGAGCUGCAAAACAUCUGGACCAAAACUAAUUUAUUAGUAACUUUUCAGUGUUUACUAACUGCAUGUUUGAUGGAUUGAAUUUGUGACUACAAGCUUGUAAAAGCAUGCGCCAUACUGGAGGAGCCAAAGGGAUUUUUGGCAACCCAAAGUCCUCAAGUACAAAUAACAGAACCUUUACAGAGGGUGCCUUAUUAGGAAGUGGUACCAAAAUGAUUAACACACAUAAAGCUACCUUACUGGGAUAUGGUGCUUGCAGAUGUAGAUUUAAAGCAUGCCUAGCACUUCCUCUUACGGCUUAACAUACUUCAUAAACUUAAUAAUAUGGUGCUUUUUAUACAAUUCUCAGUGAAGAGGAUAUACUUUCUUAGAAUUGGUGCAUUUUAAUCUUCCUAAUAGGAGAGAUUUGAUAGUAGGGACAUUGUUAAAGUUCCUCUCAAAGACUAUAUGGUGCUGAUGUUGCUGUUGGUAUGAGUGGUAGUUGAAACGAGGCUUAUGUGGAAGGCAAAUCAACAACAAUAAGUGAACUUGUGUGAGGAAAGAGGAGCUUGUAUAUCUUUGUAUAGAGUGAUGGCAGAUCAUAAACGUGCUUCUCUGGAAGGAAAGCAAUUCAUCUCAUCACUCCUGUUUUCUAACAGUGUGGUUGCUUCUAACACUGCAGGCGUUUCUCCGUUUUGUUGAAAGAGUAUUUAUGAUUUUCUUCCUGUUGUGUCCUGUUUGUACAUAUGCAUAUUAAAAGCCUUUCGCUAAUAAUGUUCAUAAUUGAUCAAUAUUUUUUUUUUUGCAAUUUUUAAUAAAAUAAAUAAAAUGAAGAGAACUUAAA